CUGGCAGUGCCAUAGCAACCAGGGUAGACAUCAACAUGGCCAAAGCAACGACAGUGAGAGAAGCUCUGGCUAAGUGGGAGGAGAAAUCAGGGGAGAAAGCGAGCGAGGCUCAAGCCAUCAAACUGUAUGGUCAGGUUCCUCCUAUAGAGAAGAUGGACGCCUCCCUCUCCACACUCACAAACUGCGAGAAGCUCUCUCUGUCCACAAACUGCAUUGAAAAAAUAACCAAUCUCAAUGGCCUGAAGAACUUGAGGAUAUUGUCAUUAGGGAGAAAUAAUAUUAAGGCCCUUACUGGGUUGGAGUCAGUAGGGGAGACCUUAGAAGAGCUGUGGAUCUCCUAUAACUUGAUAGAGAAACUUAAGGGCAUUCAGUCCAUGAAGAACCUCAAAGUCCUCUACAUGUCCAACAACCUGGUCAAAGAGUGGGGAGAGUUUGUGAGGAUAGCUGACCUGCCCUGCCUGGCAGACCUGGUGUUUGUGGGAAAUCCUCUGGAGGAGAAGCACUCAUCUGAAGGGACCUGGAUGGACGAAGCCUCAAGAAGACUUCCUAAUCUGAAGAAACUAGAUGGAACCCCAGUCAUCAAACAGGAAGUGGACGACGGAGAUGGAGAAAGCUGAGAAGCGAAACCAUCUGAUAACCUAGAACCACCUUUCCAAAGAGUCUUCCCUUUUUAAAGUUUGUAAUGGUUUGUCAUAGUGUUUCCUUUACACAAAACAAUUUUUACAACAGCACACCAAUAAAUUCACACAUGUAAGUUUUAGAAUUACCAAAAAAUUGUUAAAUGUUCAAUACCUACAGGUUUGAUGUGACGUUAUUCAAAGACUGAAAGGUUUUUUUGUCUUAUGCACAAUAGCAACAGCGCAGUUGUUGGCAAUAAAAACCGUUAGUCCUUCUUCUCAAACAAUACAUAUUCAAUAUACUUUAGAAAUAAAAAUAAAAACAUAAAAUAGUGCUGGUGAUGAAUAAAAAUGACGAAUUGGAGAGAGUCUUGACACACAGAAGCCAUCCGCCGCAUCAUUUUGAUAAACUUUAUAUAUAUACAGUAUAUACUGGGAAUUAUACCCACAUUUUAUAAUGCUAUACAAAUCUGGAUUUUUGGAUUUACUUUAAAAACCUGUAGGAUGUUUUUUUAAACUGAAAAUUGACUCUGGAAAUCAAUGGCACAGAACUAAUUGUGGGCCCAAAAACACUUUUUACUGUCCUUGAGUUGAUAUGCAUCUCUAUGUACCUCUAGCAAGAACUAAAGCACAAUGUAGCACACACGCACGCACACACACACACACACACACACACACACACACACACAUACACACACACACACACACACACACACACACACACACUAGUGAGUAGAGACAUUUGUGUGUAUCAGAUGUUGAUCAGGCAAUACUAUUAGCUAAAUGCUGCUCCCUCCAGAGUACAUCUAUGGAGAGGUUGCCAAAUAAAGCUAGAUAUUAGCUCUAUGCUACAUUUACAUCAAAUUGGACAUACAGUAUCAUACUGUUUUUUCUAAUCAACCUUCAAGAAUAUGCUGAAAUAAGGGUGUAUUACCAAACUCACUUCUCAUAUGGUUAUCAGUAGUACAGUAGCAUUAAAGUAGCAGGUUGAGUAUUUACUAUGCUUCUCAUAGGAUUUAAAGGGAGCAUAUACAUCUACACCUCCACAGACUUUCAGAGUAAAAACUCACACGACCUAAACACAUCCACAGCUCAGUUUUUACUGUGUUUAAGGGCAUGUAGUGUCUGUCAAUAAUAGCUGAAACUGCUAUAUUUUUAGGCUUCUUUUUCGAUCAAUACAUUGUUCUGUCCCUUGUGAUACCAAGGUAGAUGUAUGUAGCAUGUCCUCAUUAUUUACAUUACACAUUGUCUGUGUAACUUCAUUUUCAUGUUUGAGAUUAUUUAAACAGGUUUGUACAUACAAUUGGAAGAUGCUUUUUUUUCAUGAUUUUGAUUUUUGAAAUAAAUACUUUUGAAGUA
Messenger RNA from Eleginops maclovinus (Patagonian blennie), 1976 nucleotides. RefSeq names its product dynein, axonemal, light chain 1 (gene dnal1). The transcript is spliced from 8 exons. Bases 36 to 617 code for a protein of 193 amino acids. Gene Ontology annotation, biological process: outer dynein arm assembly. Gene Ontology annotation, molecular function: dynein heavy chain binding; alpha-tubulin binding. Lineage: Eukaryota; Metazoa; Chordata; Actinopteri; Perciformes; Eleginopidae. Gene Ontology annotation, cellular component: cytoplasm. The record is from RefSeq and is a predicted model, not a curated record.